Pristis pectinata (smalltooth sawfish) is the source of this 1585-nucleotide messenger RNA. RefSeq names its product proteasome maturation protein (gene pomp). The coding region runs from base 135 to 563 and encodes 142 amino acids. Gene Ontology annotation, cellular component: cytoplasm; nucleus. NCBI's taxonomy places the organism in Eukaryota, Metazoa, Chordata, Chondrichthyes, Rhinopristiformes, Pristidae. The transcript has 6 exons. Gene Ontology annotation, biological process: proteasome assembly. The record is from RefSeq and is a predicted model, not a curated record.
CCCCUCUGCUCCUCCAGUGAAGGUCCAGCCGUCGGCGAGCCGGAAGUCACGCCAGGCGCGCUCACGAGGCCGGAAGUCGUGGCCGAGCGCGAAGCGAAGCGGCGGCGGCGCGGCAGGAAAAGCAGGCGCUCGAAAUGAAUACCAGAGGACUUAAAUCCCAACUGAAGGACAGUGUUCCUAUUGCAGAAUUUGGCAUUCAUGCAGGACCCUAUGGCGUGCAUGAUACCAUGCGUGGAGGAUUCUCCAAUGUGAAGUCCGAGCUUUUGCCAAGUCAUCCCCUGGAAGUUUCGGAAAGCAAUUUUCAGCUCAAUCAAAAUAAAAUGAAUUUUGCUAUGUUGAGAAAUAUUCAAGGAUUAUAUGCUCCACUAAAGUUACAAAUGGAGUACAAAGCAGUAAAACAGGUGCAGCGUUUGCCUUUCCUCAUGAGCUCCAACAUUGCACUGGAAACACUUCAAGGAAAUGAUGAAUGCAUUGGAUUUGAAGACAUAUUAAAUGAUCCAGCUCAAAGUGAAGUAAUGGGAGAACCACAUCUUAUGAUGGAGUACAAACUUGGCUUACUGUAAUUAAUGGGCAUUGCUGAGGAUUUUAAAGAGACAAGUAUUGCUUCCUGCUGCUUUGCAUAGGUUGUUCUGAAUGUAACAUGAACAUCCAAAAUAUAGACACUUCAGACAAGUAACUGGCCCAAAAUGAAGUCUAGUUUAAAACUUUCUCAUGGCAUUCAAGUUUGUAAGAAAGAACAAUUUCUAAAUUAAUGCCUCAAAGAAUUAGUCUGCCAAUAGUCCAAGUCCUACCUCUGUAAUUGCUGUUAUGAAUGCUUAAAUCCCAGAUGCACAUAUAUAAAAAAAAUAUAGCAAUAUGUUAAGUUGUACACUAUUUUAAUGCCAUUUUAUAGCAUCACUAAAAUAUGAAAAGUCACAAUUAGCACCAUAUCAAUUAUUUCCAAUGUGAUCUGACUUGUCAUUUAAUAGCAGUUAGGGUUGCAGCAUCAUUAUUUACUGUCACAGUUCUUUGAUUUUGUACCAAACCAAGUUCUAAGGUAUUCUAGAAUGGGCAACUGGUGCAAGUAUUUGUUGAACAGCAAAAGGUUGUAACACUUAGUAUCUAAAAAUUUGGAUAUAUUUGAACCAUUGUUUACUUGCCAUUGUGAUUUAAGGAAAUAUGUUAUGAUUUCUCAGUUUGACCUUGGUCAUAUUGAGGGAAUGUUGUCUCCUUAAAACACACACCUAUAAUGAAAGUUAUCCAUUAAGAUUAGACUCGAUACUUUUUUGUCAGGUUCCUGCACAUUAAAAAAACACAUCAUAGGGCUCUGUAAUCCAUUAACGUUGAAAAUUUCUGGUAUACAAAAUACAUAUGCAUUGAAAUGAUCAAAGAGCAAGACUUUUAACAUCAGCAAAAGAAGUUGGAGUAAUUAAAUGUCAGGCUAUAAAAUAUUAAAACUUCAUAUAUGCCAGAAAAUAAACUAAAGAUUUUAGUUUAUUUCACCAAUAAUGGAAUUUAUUAGGUUUGCAAACUUGUCACUUUGAUCAGAAAUGUAGUUGAUUCUGUAUUUUUUUUAAAAUUUCAUAUAAUAAAUGUUAAUAUUUCA